Molecule: messenger RNA, 993 nt
Organism: Leptopilina heterotoma
Lineage: Eukaryota; Metazoa; Arthropoda; Insecta; Hymenoptera; Figitidae
Exons: 6
Coding region: 1-993 (330 amino acids)
Source: RefSeq, a predicted model, not a curated record
AUGGCUGAUUCGGAAAAUAAUAAAAUGAAUUCUGAAGUACAAAUUAAUAAUCCAUGUGUUGAGAGAUUGCAAACAGAGGCUCUCAACUGUUUAAAUGAAUUUCCAAAGAAAGUUAUAGAAUUAAAUAGUAUUAUUGAAACCUACACUCCACCGAAUAUUAAAUCUGGAGCUUCCAGGGGAAGUACAGCCCGCUUAUCGACAGCAGGGUCAGUAUCAUCGACUAUUGGAAAUUAUAAUUCGACUACAAGACCAGAAAUCGAUGUAACGAGUUAUUAUUCACUGUCGACUUAUGAUCAAAGACACACGAGGCGAGGAAUUCAUAAAAGAAAAAUCUACCGUUUGAAACGUUUCGAAGGAUCUAUGCUUCGUCGACGACCAGGACCUCUAGGUCAAUUACUGGCUUUUCUCGUGUCCAAACUUUCGACAUGCACAAAACAGUUAGUUGUGGGUCCAUCCUGCUAUGUCAUUGACAGAAUAAUGUCCACUAUAUUUCAUCAACGACAUUUAAAAAGCGUACAAUGUGGACCAUCAGCGGAUUGGAAUAGUUCAUUAACAACUUAUAUUACAACACGCAAGAAGGACAAUUCGGUGAUUGGAAAUCUAAUAAGUGUCAUGAGACCGGCAGCUGUGCAACUAAUUGCAGACACAACUGUGUUAAAACGUUGGCUUCAAGCAAUAUCAAUAAUGUCGCCGGUACCAGAAUUGUCACGAGAUUUACUACAAAUAACACGUUGUACGGAAACAAUCGAUUGCUGGGGUUACGAAUUAUAUUUUCAUCUCAAAUGCCUUCAAGUGACUCGCAUGAGAAAUAUCGACAGGUGUCAGAUUAUUAACGAAGAACAGGCAACAAAUGAAGAAAUAACGCACAUAAAUUUAUGGCAUCGUUUAAUUCAACUGCGCGAUAAUUAUAUUAUUUUAUACGAAUCACUUCACGAAGAAAAAAAAUUUCCUGAAACAAAACCACCCGUUGAGAAUCAAAAUUUACACACUUGA